GGAUAGAAUAAUGAUACAUACCGUAGCAAUGUUAGAUUAAUUCAGCCAUCCAGUUUUGAACCAGCCGCCCUGCUGAUUUUUUCCAACACAAAAGCGAUCUGUUUUAAGCAUUUUUCGUCCGCUCCUGAUUCCAUACGAUUUGAAUAAAUAAAUAAUCAGAAAUGCAACAUUCUUAAAAAAACAUGUUAAAAACACCAAAAACUAGAGGUGUAGGAAAAAAUCGAUUCGUACGAUAUAUUGUAAUACUUCAUUUGGUGAUACUUGUAUUGAUUUAAAAUGCUGACAUGGCAAUAUUUAAUUAAUUAUUUAUUACUCCAUGAAAUUUGCUUGGGAAAAAGCAACUUGCAUAUGAGAUAUAGUUGCAGUUCUUAGCGCUGUGAUUAUUGGAUUAAAUUAUUUUAUCAUUUUACUGCAAUGACUUAAUAUUUCAGUAGAGUUUUUGUCUAAGUCAUACUCUUUAAAAAAAAACAGUAAAAAAAUUGUACUGCGAAAGUCUUGGGAUAUAUUGCGACACAUAUCGUAUUGUGAGCUGGUAUCGCGAUAUGUAUUGUAUCGCCAAGCUCUUGCCAAUACACACCCCAACAUAAAUUAGAAGUGGGUCUUUAAACAAUGUUUCUAAACACAUUAAGGUAUUUAUCACUAAAAAGACGAGCACUUAUAACAAAAAAAACUACAAAAGGUAAAAAAAAAAGCUUUAAAUCUCAUAACUGGUCAUUUCUUUUAGAAAAGUGCUGCCAUAUGGCAUCAAACUUAAGCAAAUUAGUGAGACGCUGCGUAAACUCCCAGAUGAAGUACUUAGAGCCGCCUGCAUCAGAUUGACUCAAAGGCUAAAGCGCAUGUGAGCUAAGGGAAGAGGCAGACCUACGGCAGGUGAGGUCGUGUCAGAGCGGCCGGUCAGGCCAAAAGUUCUGGUUGUCCGAACCGAGGAAGACACCGUUAUCAUCACCUAACGUGCAGCUGAUGGCCCAUCGGAGGAGCCGGUAAUCUCCUACACUGUGUGUUUGAUACCAGAUUAGACUGAGGGGUCUUAGGGAGCAAACAAGCUGCUUUUCAUUGUCUGAUCAGGACCAGCGAGGACCAACAGCACCAUGGGAGCUGUCCACCACCCUCUGCGGAUCCUCCUUUUUCUAUUCCUGCUGCAAACCAACUGUGAAGCCUUAAAGUGUUACACCUGCAUGGGCUCCAAUAAUGAAGACUGCAACAGACAGGGCUCCAAGUCUUGCCCCAGUUACUCAGAUGCCUGUGCCGUGGUGGUGGGACAUGAAAGUGGGGUGAUGAAGUCCUGCUCCUACAAGUCUUUCUGCAGCCAAGCCAACAGCCAGGGCUACAGAGCUCCAGGAGUGAAAGUUCACUGCUGCUACAGUAACGACUGCAACUUGACAAGCUCCACCUCUCAACCGCCUGGACUGAACCUCCUGCUGCUGCUUUGUCAGCUGCUGAUGCUCGGUUGGUUCAUGACACACGUCUGAGCUCAAUCACCCAACAGGGACAGAAAUGCCAACCGCAAUGCCAAAUUAAGAUGCCUAUUUCCUACCAGCCACACCUUUCUGGUAAUUGGAGAAGACUUCCAGCUUGACUCCAUUCGAUUGAUUUCAGCAUCAAAAGUGAUCAGAAGGAAAUGAACAAGAAACUUCUGCUCUUUUUUUUUUCAAUUUUUAAGAGUUUUAAUCAAUCACCUCAGCCACCCUUUUUGGACAACUAUAAAUAAGGAACUCCUAAGACAAAUCUUUUCAAAGCAUUUGUUCAUCUAAUAACAUUGGGACUGAUCUAACGCACAUGCUUCUAGGUCUAAAUGAGGAAUGCUGAGCUUCCUAAGCCAGAGAGUUGUAAUGUCAUUAGUUUCUCACCUGUCAAUCACCUACCUCAGGUGUGUGAAAUCCUCAGAAAGUGAGAAAUUCUCUCUCAUGCUCUGUAGAUCCACAUAAUCCCUUUACACGCAUGUGGCCAGGUGUGUUAGUCUGAUGAGGCUGAUCCUUUGUGUUUUAAGUCAUUUAGAGAAUUACAGAUGUUGCAGAGUCUGACUGCAUCUCUUUAUAGGAUGGUCGAUGAACGCAGGUAUCGUUUAUGAACUCCCCAAAUCCUGCUUGGGUGCCUGUAGCUGUUUAUUGAAUAUUUUGUUUGCAGGAACUCAUGACGUGGCGUGCAUUAAAGACACUGUUUGUGUCUUCUUGCACUAUAUAUAAAGUGUGUAUUGUGUUAAAGUGAUAAAAUUUAACGUCCUAUGAAGUGUCCAUACUUACAAACCUCCGAUACUUGAAAUGCGUAUUUUUGUAAUUUGUGGAUAAUUUUCUGUUAAUUUGAAUGAAAACAAAAGGUGUGUGUUUAUGUACCUUGAAAUAUAUGUUGUGUAGUCUUUAGAAGUCAAAUAUAAUGCAUGAAUACUAACUGUAAUAGUAAAUAAUAAUAAUAAUAAUUUAAAAAAGAAAAAAUGAAGUUUUUUUUGCAGUAAAUCAUAUAGUUAAAAAAUAGAAUGCUUCAAUUUAUUACUAUAUAUAUAUUAUUUUAUUUUAUUUUACACAUAAAAAGAACACUCUUGUUCAACUUGGC
Messenger RNA from Oryzias melastigma (Indian medaka), 2547 nucleotides. RefSeq names its product lymphocyte antigen 6 family member pge (gene ly6pge). The transcript is spliced from 3 exons. The coding region runs from base 1089 to 1469 and encodes 126 amino acids. The record is from RefSeq and is a predicted model, not a curated record. Lineage: Eukaryota; Metazoa; Chordata; Actinopteri; Beloniformes; Adrianichthyidae.